This is a messenger RNA of Dermacentor silvarum, 13392 nucleotides long. It is a transcript of the gene sev, whose product is annotated as proto-oncogene tyrosine-protein kinase ROS-like. NCBI's taxonomy places the organism in Eukaryota, Metazoa, Arthropoda, Arachnida, Ixodida, Ixodidae. Gene Ontology annotation, molecular function: transmembrane receptor protein tyrosine kinase activity; protein binding; ATP binding. The record is from RefSeq and is a predicted model, not a curated record. Gene Ontology annotation, cellular component: membrane; signaling receptor complex. Gene Ontology annotation, biological process: cell surface receptor protein tyrosine kinase signaling pathway; multicellular organism development; protein phosphorylation.
GAAAAAGCGCCCGAUGGGAGAGGACGACGGUGCGGAGCGGCGUGGCUGCGGCAGCGGCGUCCGACAGCGCACGUUUUGAUUGCAAUUUCUGCCGGGCGGCCCACAGCGGGCUCACACGGGUACAUGGCGCGGUCAGCGAAAGAUGCUCCACGAUGACACGCGCUCCACGGCGGCGGGAUAAGUGGCUGGGCCCGGCGGCGUGCUGCGCUCCCCAUCUUCAUCUCGCAACGGUGGUGCGGUGGUGGUUUUGUGUGUGGUGGCCCCUGCAAGCGCUGCUGCUUCUGUGCGCGGGGACAUGCGGCUCGUGCGACGUGGAUGUGGUGGCCACUUGUUACGCCGACUGCGGAUCGCGCCUGUUGGUGGAAGAAGAAAGCUUCAACGUGGUGUGCGAUGAGGACUGCCGGUUACGAAAGUGCCGGGAUGGUUGUGACAAGUGGCGAUAUCCUUCGUCAUGUGAUCAUGUUUGCAAUAAGACCACCUCGUCUCAUGGAAAGGACCUAUUCUGCCUCAUGGGAUGCAACUUGGCAGUCACAGAAUACCUGCGACACGUCAAAGCACAAAUCGGCCAGCCACUGCCGCCCUACCUGGUGGCCGACUCGCGAACCCACGACACGGUGACCAUCCGCUGGAAGACGUCGCCGCUGGCGCCCAACGUCACCUACCUGGUGCAGUGGAAAUACGAGGCCCUGCCCAGUGACUGGGAGUACUACCGGCCCGACCUGCCGCUCGCCAAGAACGUGCUGCGCGUUCAGGGGCUCAGACCCUACACCAAGUACAGGUUCCGAGUUGCCUGGAUCCUUCUGCCAAACCAGAGUCCCUUGUUUUCGCAGCCGAGCGUUGUGAUAUCUACAGAGCCCCACGGAGUUCCUUCGACACCACCAAAGAUCACCAGCCUCACUACUGUCGGCCCUCGGAGCAUAGCGGUCAGUUGGGACCCUCCGCUGUUCCCCAAUGGACCAAUCCUCUCCUACGCUCUCUACCUCGUGGAAAACCCCAGUGGCUUCACCACGGUCAAGGAUGUCUCGGACGUGUCUGGAGGCCUGUACUUCAUGUUCAGCGGCCUCCGACCGGAGGUUAUGUACACGGUGUCGGUGGCCACCAACAACAACCUCGGCAUGGGACCGGCUGACAAGCGCAACAUCACGACACCGCCUCAGAGCGUGAGCAACAUGAUACCGAUUCCCGAACCGUACCUAAUCAUCGCCACAAAAUGGCAAGUGCUGAGACAAGGACUGAGCAUCCUGGACGCACCAGUGGCAGAAUUCUACACGCCAUCACAUUCUAUAGAGAUAACUGGCGUCGCCAUGCACGUGUCUCAGAACGUGCUCUUCGUGGCGGACAGCUCGGGCACUAUCUAUCGCGUUGACCUCUCGGAAAAGUUUCGCUACAGUCCGAUCAUGCACAACGCCUCUAGUCAUCCCGGUCUCCUAUCGGUGGAUUGGUUGAGUCAGCUGCUCUACAUAGUACAAGACGGCCAGAUAACCCGGUGCAACUUCACUGGACAGGACUGCCGAACGGCCGUGUGGGGAUUCGAACAAAGACCAAGCGAAAUGAAGGUUGAUCCCUAUAAUGGCUACCUUUACUGGGUCCUCCAAAAUGGCACCACGGGGGGCCUCUACCGCAUCGACCUAGCGCGCAUCCUCAAGAACGCCGCGGCCAGGCACGACGCCCAGCUGCUGGUCAAGGACACCGACCUCAGGACGUUCGUGGUCGACUACAAGAACUACCGUUUGCUGCUGCCGAAGAAGUCGCAGAACACCGUCGUGUCGGUCUCGCUCUCGGCGGGCGACGAGACAGACGUGCGGCGCAACUCGCAACGCCACCAGUUCACCGACGUGCGCCGGCUGGACUCGCACGGCGGCAACCUGUACUGGACCACGGCCGCCGAGGCCUUCGGCGAGGAGUACCACGACAAGGGUGACAAGUUCUACCACAACAAGUACACCCUGGAGGGACAUCCGCUCGUCUACCUGGGCGUGUUCCACCCACUCUCGCAGCCUUUCCCUGUUCCUGUCAACCCAGUCCAAGGAGUGCAAGCCAUCUUCAAGGAGGAUCUAGCUAAGAUCGCCUGGGAAAAACCACGACUUCUUGGGGGAUUAGGCGCCGGCGCGUGGCAACAGUGGCUGUACGAAGUCCGCGUGCAGGACCAGUCGACGCAGGUGUACAUCUACGCGAUGAACAUCAGCGACACGACGACCACCGUGCGCAACCUGCGGCCCGACACCGCCUACUCGGUCAAGGUACGCGCCUACAGCCCCGGUGGAAGAGGACCGUGGUCCGUCGACUUCGUGGGACGCACACUGCGGAAGCCCUCCAAGAAAGGAUUCCCCUACAUGCUGUGGAGCGCCAACGAGGCUCUGCUCAAGUCCGACAUCGUCGGCGACAGUGUGCAGCCUCUGAUCCACUGGAGCAGCCUCAACGGAGCCUACAUUACAGACAUCGCCUGGUAUCAGAACCAACUCUUCCUGAACACCAACACCUCAACGGUCUACACGUACAACUUGUCGUCUCACUUCUCCUUGGAGCGAAUGCCGAACAUAACCCACGCGGCUGCAGUGGCAGUCGACUGGCUGGCACCGAAACUGUACUGGUCAAGUCCGCUCAGACAGAUGAUAUCCCGUUCAAACCUGGACGGCACGCACCCCGAAGCGCUUCCUUUUUUAACGAUGGCUCAAGAGAUAGCCGUCGACUCGCUGGCCGGCUAUCUCUACUGGGCUACUUCGCACAGCGUGGAAUGUUCGCGCCUCAACGGCGACGACCGUCUUUCGUUCUUUCAGACUGGGCUCUUCUCCGGAAAACAAGUUAUGGGCCUAACGCUAGACGUCGGCAACAAAAAAGUGUACUGGAUGGUUAGGAGCUUCGAAGGAUCCAAGCUUUUUCAAGCACCUAUGAGAAAAGAUGUCCAGGACAACCACAUCGCCGGAAAGAUCGUCGGCCCUCUUAGUGAAAGUGAAAUGAAGGGACCGGUGUGGUACUUCAGCGACCGCCUGUACUGGAUCCACCAAGAGAAGCAGGCGGUAAUUUCGAACAUGCUCGGUCAGAGCGUCGCCACGCUCAAGGGCCUGGGUCUCUUCGAACUCAAGGCUCUGGCAGUGGUCGACUCGUCACUGCAGCCCUAUCCAGGUGGCAUGGACAAAGCGGUGGUGAACGUCGUCCCUUCGCAAAUAAUGCCGGAAGGAAUUCAGGUGAUCGGCACCUGGGAAAAUUUCACAAUUAUCUGGCCCUUGGAGACCGACGUUAACUACGGAAAAGUUCACUACGAGCUCAGGAUCAAAGACGACCGCGAGGUUUACACCCAGGUGACCGAAGCAAAUCGCUUCGUGUAUCCGUCGUCAAGUCUUCUGAGACCCUACACUCGCCUGGAGAUUGUUGUGAGGGCUUACACGUUUUGGGCCUCCUCGCGGCCGACGGCUACAGUGAUCUACUCGCCGAUGUCAGGUGAGCACGACAUCGCUAGGUGCCCACAGGAGCCCCUGCAACCGCGCGUGUUCGUGAGCCACAAGUCGUCGCCGCUGCGUCAGCGCUCGGUCAUAGAAGCCGAGUUCCGCUGGGCGCGGCCGCAACACCCGAACGGCAUGAUCGAGAGCCACCGCGUCAACUGCUGGUUCUUCAAGGACGGCAGCAUCAGCACGCUGUGCCGCAACGUGCGCGUCUCCGGCGACGCCCUGCACUACCGCAUCACCGACCUGCUGCCGAACACCACCUACUACUUUCAGGUCGGUGCGGCGACGCGUGCCGGCGAGGGCCCCAUGAGCGAAGUGGUGCAGAUGAGCACUGCCCGCGAGCACCCCGUACCGCGGCUGCUGCUCGCCAAGACCGACGCCGUCAAGCUCAGCGACGUCGACUUGCACCAGGAGCGGCUCCUCUCGAGCAAGGCCAGCCGACCCGUGGCGCUGGCCUACCUGGGUCAGGACGCGCGCGUCUUCUGGCUCGAGGAGAAAGGACUCCUCAUGGCCUCCGCGUUGGAUGGGUCGAACAUCAGCGUGGUGCACAGCCUUCCGUCGGCGGGCACGAGCCUUGCCAUCGACUGGGUCGGUCGGUACCUCUACUGGACGGAGAAUAAGCGUUCCACUGGGCAGAGCUCCAUCAUCGUCAUGGACCUCAACCAAGGGCACAACUUCUACAGCGUCCUGAACAGCAGCGAACACAUCAACUCCGUCGAAGUCGACCCUUUCACCAGCACGCUCAUCUACACUGUGACGAAUGAACGUGGCUUGACAACGCUCAUGAUGUGCAACGCGGACGGCUCGAACCCGCGCCGGUUCUUCAAGCGGCUGCACAUGGCAAACAACGAGCUCUUCCAGUCUUCCAGGAUCAGGAAGCGGCGCGACCGGUACUCAUGCACGUGCGACCCGCACGCGUCCGUCGGGCAAGCGGUCACCCUGGACAGGUCGGUCAAGACUGAACCUCGGCUGCUGUGGGUGGACGGCGAAUACGGUCACGUGUGGUCGGCCGACAUGGAAGGCUGCAACUGCACCAUGAUCGUCAACGCCACCGAGGUCAAGGACGUUGGAUUGCCACCGACGUGUCUCACCGCUGACAAAUUCUUCAUCUACUGGUCAAACUCCUCGACGGGCAAAAUUUACAGCUACGACAAGUCCAAGUCGGCCGUGGUCUCGGACUCGUCUCCCAACGGCGCCAACACGCACGGCCAACAGAAGCGACGCGUCCAGUCCGAGGCUGCUCGCGGCAUCCGCGGCAUACGGGCCAUCGGCGACCACCUCCAACCUUAUCCUGACGCUGUGUGCUUGUCACCUCCGGACAACGUCACUGCGCCGACGCUCGUUUCGUCCUCUUCCCACGAGUUGGUCAUCAAGCUGCCCGAGCCCGUGAGACCCCCAGUUUGCCAGAAGGUUUCGAUGGCCUCCAUCAAGUACACACUGUUCUACGGCCUGAUCACUCCGGACAACGUGUGGCAGUGCUCUGAGUCUCUCUACGGCUGCAGGACGCUGGAAACGUACAACACGACGGUUAUCCUCAAGGAUCUUCUUCCGUUCACAAACUACACAGUUCGAGUGGCAAUGAGCAACUUCUAUAGCGUCGGCAUGUCAAGUCCCGGACCAAACGCCAUCUUCCUGACUGCGGAAGGAGCUCCCAGCGAACCGAUCCUGGUGCAAGUGGAGGCCCUGACUCCUACUCGCAUAGCGGUCCAGUGGCGGCCUCCGAUUAAGCCCAAUGGUCACCCGUUAUCGUACGAGGUGCGCUGGUACCGUGAUGGCAGCGUCCACAAGUGGCACUCCAUGUCCUACCUGACGGGCCCACCGACCGAUGACCGUUCACUGAGCUACCGGAUGCUGCUCAAGGAGAUGGUGCCUGGCACCAAGUACAACAUCCUGGUCAGAGCCUACUCCCGGAAAGGUGACAUGCACAGCGACAGCGAGUUGCUCUCCGUCACUACCUUCGACUUGCCCUCAAACCUCACGCUGGCUCGAGUGACCUCACGCGAGAUGGACCUCACGUGGACAGCACCGAGUGAACCCGUCAUACUGAGCCACAGGGUCGAGUACCUGAAGCCGAGCACCUCCGAGUGGCGCUACUUCACGAGCGAGGCGACGCAGGCGAACCGAACGUACAUCUACCCGCUGCGCAAGCUCCUGCCGAGGACCCGCUACUCGCUGCGCAUGGUGCUCACCUACCGCAGCUCGCUCAACGACAGCUUCCCGUGGCCUCCGACGGGACACUUCGCCUUCCAGACGCUGGCCGACAGCCCCGGCAAGGCGGCGCCACCCGAGGUGUCGCUCCUGGGAAAGGACCUCUUCCAGGUCCGGUGGGACGACGUGCCCCGCAACGGCGGGGAGCUGCUCCUCUACGAGCUGCAAGUCAGGACUGUGGACCUUGUCGCCGAACAGCGAACGGACGACGGCAACACGCCGACCGUCACCAGCGAAUCUGCCUGGGUCACGGCUUACAACAGCAGCGCCAACCACUGGAUCAUUCGCGAUCUGCAGGCUCAACAUCAAUACGUGUUCCGGGUCCGGGCUCUGAACGAGUACGGCGAAGGGGAAUUCAGCGACCCUAGCGAGCCGUUCACACUACCGGAGCCUGGAGCCGUUAUCGGCCUUGAAUACAACCCUGUCCGGAAAAUCAUUGUCUUUGCGUUCCUGGGCAUCCUGCUGUUCGCCAGCGUGCUUGUACUAUCUCUCUACAUCGUCUACAAGAGGAGGCAGAAGGAAAAGAAAGUUCUCCAAGACAACGUUCGCGACCUCCGGCCGGACCUCGAGUUGGCGACACUGAGUGAACUGCCUCGAAAUGGAAAUUUUAUUCAGCAGAACAACGCCCUGUACGCCCUCGGAGACCUACCUUUAGACGAAGAACUCGCUUCUGUGCCCCUUAUCGAGAGAGACCAGAUAAUACUCACAAAGUUCUUGGGAAGCGGAGCCUUUGGCGAAGUCUACGAAGGAAUUGCCCACAACCUUGGAGGAGAAGGAUUGCCACCAGCCAAAGUUGCUGUCAAGAACCUUCGCAAAGGCGCCACUGAGCAGGAGAAAGCUGAAUUCUUAAAGGAGGCAAAGCUAAUGAGCAACUUCAAGCACGAACACAUCCUGAGGUUACUCGGAAUCUCCCUGGACAACAGCCUGCAUUUUAUUAUACUUGAACUCAUGGAGGGCGGAGACCUCUUGUCCUACCUGCGAAGCAAUCGACCAGUAGCAGGAGAGAGGUCCCCGCUGACACUAAACGAUCUUCUCAGCAUAUGCGUUGAUGUAGCCAAGGGUUGCAAGUACCUCGAAGACAUGCACUUCGUGCACAGAGACCUUGCGGCGAGGAACUGUCUCGUGUCGAGCACGGACCCGGCUGAGCGCGUCGUGAAGAUCGGCGACUUCGGCCUGGCGCGCGACAUCUACAAGCACGACUACUACCGCAAGGAGGGCGAAGGAUUGCUUCCCGUGCGCUGGAUGCCGCCGGAGUCACUCGUCGACGGCGUCUUCACCAACCACUCGGACGUCUGGGCAUUUGGCGUCCUUCUGUGGGAAGUCAUGACUAUGGGCCAGCAGCCUUACCCGGCUAGAAAUAACCUCGAAGUUCUCCACUACGUCCGCGAAGGAGGACGUCUUGACAAUCCGGACAACUGCCCCGACGACCUCCAUGACCUCAUGCUUAGGUGCUGGUCGUACAAUCCGGAAGGCAGGCCCGAUUUCGCGUUUUGCUUGGAGACCCUGGAGUUUCUGCGAGAGAAAUACCAGGCUCUCGUAAGCAUCGCUACGGCUGUCCACAAUCACAACUAUCUUGGACAGUCCUUCAUGGGUGGCAUUGACAAUUUGGGUUACCAGGGAGAGCGUUACCCACCACCGUCAGGUCACCGCAACCGUGCCCACAGAGCCCCUGCAACGCGCGUGUUCGUGAGCCACAAGUCGUCGCCUCUGCGUCAGCGCUCGGUCAUAGAAGCCGAGUUCCGCUGGGCGCGGCCGCAACACCCGAACGGCAUGAUCGAGAGCCACCGCGUCAACUGCUGGUUCUUCAAGGACGGCAGCAUCAGCACGCUGUGCCGCAACGUGCGCGUCUCCGGCGACGCCCUGCACUACCGCAUCACCGACCUGCUGCCGAACACCACCUACUACUUUCAGGUUGGUGCGGCGACGCGUGCCGGCGAGGGCCCCAUGAGCGAAGUGGUGCAGAUGAGCACGGCCCGCGAGCACCCCGUACCGCGGCUGCUGCUCGCCAAGACCGACGCCGUCAAGCUCAGCGACGUCGACUUGCACCAGGAGCGGCUCCUCUCGAGCAAGGCCAGCCGACCCGUGGCGCUGGCCUACCUGGGUCAGGACGCGCGCGUCUUCUGGCUCGAGGAGAAAGGACUCCUCAUGGCCUCCGCGUUGGAUGGGUCGAACAUCAGCGUGGUGCACAGCCUUCCGUCGGCGGGCACGAGCCUUGCCAUCGACUGGGUCGGUCGGUACCUCUACUGGACGGAGAAUAAGCGUUCCACUGGGCAGAGCUCCAUCAUCGUCAUGGACCUCAACCAAGGGCACAACUUCUACAGCGUCCUGAACAGCAGCGAACACAUCAACUCCGUCGAAGUCGACCCUUUCACCAGCACGCUCAUCUACACUGUGACGAAUGAACGUGGCUUGACAACGCUCAUGAUGUGCAACGCGGACGGCUCGAACCCGCGCCGGUUCUUCAAGCGGCUGCACAUGGCAAACAACGAGCUCUUCCAGUCUUCCAGGAUCAGGAAGCGGCGCGACCGGUACUCAUGCACGUGCGACCCGCACGCGUCCGUCGGGCAAGCGGUCACCCUGGACAGGUCGGUCAAGACUGAACCUCGGCUGCUGUGGGUGGACGGCGAAUACGGUCACGUGUGGUCGGCCGACAUGGAAGGCUGCAACUGCACCAUGAUCGUCAACGCCACCGAGGUCAAGGACGUUGGAUUGCCACCGACGUGUCUCACCGCUGACAAUUUCAUCUACUGGUCAAACUCCUCGACGGGCAAAAUUUACAGCUACGACAAGUCCAAGUCGGCCGUGGUCUCAGACUCGUCUCCCAACGGCGCCAACACGCACGGCCAACAGAAGCGACGCGUCCAGUCCGAGGCUGCUCGCGGCAUCCGCGGCAUACGGGCCAUCGGCGACCACCUCCAACCUUAUCCUGACGCUGUGUGCUUGUCACCUCCGGACAACGUCACUGCGCCGACGCUCGUUUCGUCCUCUUCCCACGAGUUGGUCAUCAAGCUGCCCGAGCCCGUGAGACCCCCAGUUUGCCAGAAAGUUUCGAUGGCCUCCAUCAAGUACACACUAUUCUACGGCCUGAUCACUCCGGACAACGUGUGGCAGUGCUCUGAGUCUCUCUACGGCUGCAGGACGCUGGAAACGUACAACACGACGGUUAUCCUCAAGGAUCUUCUCCCGUUCACAAACUACACAGUUCGAGUGGCAAUGAGCAACUUCUAUAGCGUCGGCAUGUCAAGUCCCGGACCAAACGCCAUCUUCCUGACUGCGGAAGGAGCUCCCAGCGAACCGAUCCUGGUGCAAGUGGAGGCCCUGACUCCUACUCGCAUAGCGGUCCAGUGGCGGCCUCCGAUUAAGCCCAAUGGUCACCCGUUAUCGUACGAGGUGCGCUGGUACCGUGAUGGCAGCGUCCACAAGUGGCACUCCAUGUCCUACCUGACGGGCCCACCGACCGAUGACCGUUCACUGAGCUACCGGAUGCUGCUCAAGGAGAUGGUGCCUGGCACCAAGUACAACAUCCUGGUCAGAGCCUACUCCCGGAAAGGUGACAUGCACAGCGAUAGCGAGUUGCUCUCCGUCACCACCUUCGACUUGCCCUCAAACCUCACGCUGGCUCGAGUGACCUCACGCGAGAUGGACCUCACGUGGACAGCACCGAGUGAACCCGUCAUACUGAGCCACAGGGUCGAGUACCUGAAGCCGAGCACCUCCGAGUGGCGCUACUUCACGAGCGAGGCGACGCAGGCGAACCGAACGUACAUCUACCCGCUGCGCAAGCUCCUGCCGAGGACCCGCUACUCGCUGCGCAUGGUGCUCACCUACCGCAGCUCGCUCAACGACAGCUUCCCGUGGCCUCCGACGGGACACUUCGCCUUCCAGACGCUGGCCGACAGCCCCGGCAAGGCGGCGCCACCCGAGGUGUCGCUCCUGGGAAAGGACCUCUUCCAGGUCCGGUGGGACGACGUGCCCCGCAACGGCGGGGAGCUGCUCCUCUACGAGCUGCAAGUCAGGACUGUGGACCUUGUCACCGAACAGCGAACGGACGACGGCAACACGCCGACCGUCCCCAGCGAAUCCGCCUGGGUCACCGCUUACAACAGCAGCGCCAACCACUGGAUCAUUCGCGAUCUGCAGGUUCAACAUCAAUACGUGUUUCGGGUUCGGGCUCUGAACGAGUACGGCGAAGGGGAAUUCAGCGACCCUAGCGAGCCGUUCACACUACCGGAGCCUGGAGCCGUUAUCGGCCUUGAAUACAACCCUGUCCGGAAAAUCAUUGUCUUUGCGUUCCUGGGCAUCCUGCUGUUCGCCAGCGUGCUUGUACUAUCUCUCUACAUCGUCUACAAGAGGAGGCAGAAGGAAAAGAAAGUUCUCCAAGACAACGUUCGCGACCUCCGGCCGGACCUCGAGUUGGCGACACUGAGUGAACUGCCUCGAAAUGGAAAUUUUAUUCAGCAGAACAACGCCCUGUACGCCCUCGGAGACCUACCUUUAGACGAAGAACUCGCUUCUGUGCCCCUUAUCGAGAGAGACCAGAUAAUACUCACAAAGUUCUUGGGAAGCGGAGCCUUUGGCGAAGUCUACGAAGGAAUUGCCCACAACCUUGGAGGAGAAGGAUUGCCACCAGCCAAAGUUGCUGUCAAGAACCUUCGCAAAGGCGCCACUGAGCAGGAGAAAGCUGAAUUCUUAAAGGAGGCAAAGCUAAUGAGCAACUUCAAGCACGAACACAUCCUGAGGUUACUCGGAAUCUCCCUGGACAACAGCCUGCAUUUUAUUAUACUUGAACUCAUGGAGGGCGGAGACCUCUUGUCCUACCUGCGAAGCAAUCGACCAGUAGCAGGAGAGAGGUCCCCGCUGACACUAAACGAUCUUCUCAGCAUAUGCGUUGAUGUAGCCAAGGGUUGCAAGUACCUCGAAGACAUGCACUUCGUGCACAGAGACCUUGCGGCGAGGAACUGUCUCGUGUCGAGCACGGACCCGGCUGAGCGCGUCGUGAAGAUCGGCGACUUCGGCCUGGCGCGCGACAUCUACAAGCACGACUACUACCGCAAGGAGGGCGAAGGAUUGCUUCCCGUGCGCUGGAUGCCGCCGGAGUCACUCGUCGACGGCGUCUUCACCAACCACUCGGACGUCUGGGCAUUUGGCGUCCUUCUGUGGGAAGUCAUGACUAUGGGCCAGCAGCCUUACCCGGCUAGAAAUAACCUCGAAGUUCUCCACUACGUCCGCGAAGGAGGACGUCUUGACAAUCCGGACAACUGCCCCGACGACCUCCAUGACCUCAUGCUUAGGUGCUGGUCGUACAAUCCGGAAGGCAGGCCCGAUUUCGCGUUUUGCUUGGAGACCCUGGAGUUUCUGCGAGAGAAAUACCAGGCUCUCGUAAGCAUCGCUACGGCUGUCCACAAUCACAACUAUCUUGGACAGUCCUUCAUGGGUGGCAUUGACAAUUUGGGUUACCAGGGAGAGCGUUACCCACCACCGGUCAGGUCACCGCAACCAGGUCCUAGCAAAGUUCUGAGCACUCCUGAGCAGAAUUCACUGCUCCUGGCUCAAGAAUCGGACUGCUUGAGCAUUUCCAGCGAUCCAGCAACAACACAGUUGCCAUUGCUGCAGCACAGUCGGUACAACGCGACGCUUUUGACGCCCGAAAUGACCGACAACACGACGCGGUACCUGCAGCUGCUCUGCGACAGCGAGCCGGCGGUUGACGCCGACGGCUAUGAAGUGCCGCUGCCGCUGCCACCAAAUCACGUUCAGCCCUUCCGGCAAGCCGGAGGCGACGGCAGCGUCGGCAUGGAAACGUCUUCUCUGAGGCUCACUUCGAAGCCGAGGGCCCCUCUUCCUAUUGCGGCCACGCGGUCCUCGCGCCUGAAGGCAACACCGCCGCCCGCGCUGUCGCUUCCCAACGUGUCGCCGCCGGCAGUUCCGAGAGCGAACAACAUGAACUCCAGCAAGGAACAGAGCAGGAGCAGCGAGUCGCUCCUGGACGCCGACCAACGCCACAGCGAUGGCGACGGGAGCAACGACUGCGGCCGGCGGUCGCCGACCGUCACAUCGGCGCUGCUCAAGUCGCCCAAGAGCAGCUGCUCCGAGUCGGACUCGGUGGAAGGGGCGGCGGCGGCGUACGAUCCGAUCGAGACCCUCAAGGAGAUCUUCACGCGCGGCGGCGGUCGAGGCAGGGAGACGGCGGACGCGCAGGGCUGGUCGUUGUCCACGUCCUCGACGGCGCCCUGUACGCCUUGCACGACGAGCGGAGACGACUCCGCGCCGGCGAGUCACCGCAACAGCGGCAGCGGAAUCUCGUCCCUCUCGGCCACGUCGGCCAUGGAGUUGGACUACAUGCCCAAGUCGUCGUGGUGCUGAGAGCCCGUGUGUGUGCGCGCGUGCGUACGAACUUCGAGCUUGAAGCUGCGGCAGACUCGAGUGACCAAGCUGGGCCGCAGUGGAAGACUACUUGCGAGAUGCACCGGCCUAAAAGUAACGGACCAGUGUAGUGUUUCUUGCCUGCCACGGUGAAAAACUGGUGAAAACUUGUUUCUUUUUUUCUUUUCUUUUGGGAUCCGUCUUGCGGAACUUGUGAACAAGUGCACGGAGCACUUGCACAUCAGUGGUUUCCGUCACAGUUGACUGGCAAGUGCAACGAGCGAUUACCCCGUGAGACUGGAAUGGACGGAUGGAAUUCGAGAAGAGCAACGACUACGGUUCAAAUGAACUCUCUUUUACAUGUGCGAAACGUGGUGUGACUUUGUUCAACAGUAAUGCGCGAUACCCCUUAUGAGCGGACCAAUUGUGGGGCGUUUUGAGAUCGGUGACUUCUGCUGGGUUCAACCUGUAGAUCUUAAUGAACGCUGUUCUAUGUUUGCUUUACACGAUGCAGUGAUUCUUGGGGGGCAAUGGAAAGUCCACUGCAUUGCAAUGCUUCACUGCUGAAAUAUCUUGCCGCUAACAAAUGCCGGUGCAUUAGCAGUGAAAGCCGGAAAUGAAGUGUCUACGCCAAAGUUACACGAACGGACAAAGACACCGUUCUGAACCACUUUUACUUUUUUUUUUUUGCUGUCCUUUAUUCUACCUCUGUGCGGGGCACUCUCGUAUGACGACGCCGUCGUGUUUCGGUCACAGUUUUGACUAUAAAUUUGAAUGUUUUAAUGCCAAAGUCAAAUACGUAUAUAGGAACCUAUGGUGCUUGGUGAACUCUUAUGAGUCUUGCCUGUGUACAAAAUAUAUUUAAUAAGCCUAUCGCUCCUGCCACUCCAUGGGCACAUUACACGCAUCAUAUUUUUUAUCACAACAUUGUCACCCUUUAACUGAUACUUGUGUCAUGUUUCUGUACAGUGCCCCGCGUACUGUGGGUGUGUUUCAGGAGUGGCCUUGGGAAAUGUACGUUCUCUGUAAAUAAUAUAGAUACGAAGAUUAAGAUGGUGCGUAAAAUCAAACUAUAGAUAUGAACAAAUGAACUUAUCUGUGUAUGUACAUACGUAUGUUGUGUGAAUCGCCUUUUUAUCUGUAUAGAAACCUUGCAUGUCUCUUUAUUUUUGAAGCCUCUGAGUAUAUUAUAGGUCACAUUUAUUUUUUAUUUUUGCAGCGUGACAAUAUUUUAACCGCACAAAUAUAUUUGGCCAAUUUUGCGUGUAAUAUGCGCGCCUUACGUAAGAGUGUAAAGUUAGUAAAAUCAUAGGCGUCGGAUAUAUGUCGCUGUUUUAUUUGUUUGUUCCAGUUCCUAAAUUAAAGAGGUCCCAGAAGC